This is a messenger RNA of Colletotrichum orchidophilum, 3051 nucleotides long. RefSeq lists its product as uncharacterized. Gene Ontology annotation, molecular function: zinc ion binding; DNA-binding transcription factor activity, RNA polymerase II-specific; RNA polymerase II cis-regulatory region sequence-specific DNA binding. Gene Ontology annotation, cellular component: chromatin. The record is from RefSeq and is a predicted model, not a curated record. The coding region runs from base 1 to 3051 and encodes 1016 amino acids. NCBI's taxonomy places the organism in Eukaryota, Fungi, Ascomycota, Sordariomycetes, Glomerellales, Glomerellaceae. Gene Ontology annotation, biological process: DNA-templated transcription; regulation of transcription by RNA polymerase II. The transcript is spliced from 3 exons.
AUGAGCGACUCCUAUACCAUGGCGGGUGCUAGUGACAAUCACCGUCGCUCAGAGAGCUCGGACGGGCUGAUGGGCGAGGAUAAGACUUUUUCUUGCACGCAUCCGGGUUGCAACAGACGCUUCACUCGCGCUGAGCAUAUGCAACGCCAUGCUCUCAAUCAUAUGCCUGGCGGAUUGAGCUGCGAUCUAUGCAAUGCUCACUUCAAAAGGCCCGAUCUGUUGAAGCGGCAUAUGGACCGUCAUCGACAGAAAGAUCUCGAAGCAGGCGGACCGGGCUGCGGCGUUCUAGAUACACGCAAAAGAUCUUGGAAGGCCCCGGACGGGUCUGUUGUAGAGAAACGGCCCUGCCCGAAUCCUUCUGGACGGGGCCGGGCCUCGGCGGCGAAAGAGCGCCCUCAAGCUCAACAAGUGCCUUCGCCUGAUCCGGAACCACACGAAGGGGAUCACAGUCUGUCCGGCUUAGAUAUUGGGGCGGAUCAGGCUUACUCCACUGGCAGCAUAUCGCCAGAAUUUCACAGACGUUCUACCUUGGAUCUACGCCCAGGGAACCAAAACAACCCUCAGCAAUACUCUUUUGGACGUGGAGAUAUAUUCAACCCAACUGAGACCGUUAGCAAUUUUCCUGGAUUCCCUCCCUCUUUACAGUUGUCCGAUUUGAUAACAACGGAGAACCAUUUCGACAUCAAUACGACCCAGCCCAGUAGCUGGGGCGAGGCGUCUUUCAUCGGCGAACAACUGGACUACGACCAGAUCUUCCAGCCAGACACUGCCAGCUCGUUUAACAUGCCAUAUACGACUGCGUUGGACUACAACUGGUUAUUCAACAUGCAAGACACCUCAGCCCCCACUGCAUCGUCGAGACCGUCAAAUAUAGGUCAAGACUUUGAAACUCACAUGACAAACAACCAAUCUCAAACUAAACCGCAAAGCAACAUUGCAAUCACACCAGAGUCGAUGAAGAGCGCUCAACUAUGGACGGAACCCAUGGACAUGCCUCCGAAAGAACAGGAGCGACAAAGGUCAUCCGGUCUACCCAACAACCCUCACACAGGUGCCAGUGAAGCCGCUAGACGCCAAGCUGUCCGGAACUCGAGAGAGAGGAGCGCAGACGUUGCAGCAUCUCGGAGACCUGCCGAUGUACCUCCGGCAGCUCGACAGCGAUACACUGCGGUCAGCCGGCCAGCUCCGACUGAACCAGAGAGACCACUUUCUUCACUGAGAAAGCCGCUCACGAUCCCUCAGAUCAGCGAGGAUGUGAGAGAACGGUUGCUAAACGUCAUCGAUAGUGCCAAACCAAGUCUCCCUGAUCAACGUGUCACGAUAUGGGAGCACCCGCUGUUAUCAGCAGACUCACUCAAGUUGUACUUGGAGCUUUUCUUCACCCGCUUCAACACCGCAUACCCUCUAAUUCACGUGGAAACCUUUGAUUGCAGAAAGACCGAGCCUCUGCUUCUACUUUCCAUCCUCCUUUUGGGCGCAACGUACUCGAGCAAAGACUGUCAUCAACUCGCCGUUUGCAUACACGAUGUCAUCCGGCCGAGUAUCUUUGCUCAUGCGGGGUUCUCACCUAGACCAGAGCUUUGGACGUUACAGACAAUCCUGCUGGUCGAGUGCUUUGGCAAGUCCCGCGCCGGUCAGAAGCAGCACGACAUGAGCCAUCUGUUCCACGGACUGUUGAUCAAUCUCAUUCGCCGUUCCGACUGCCAGACGGUGCGACCUCCAGGCCCACCGCCGGUGUCGGGCGAAGACAACGUCGGCGUCUUGGAUCAAGCAUGGAGGAGGUGGGCUGACGCGGAGCAGAAGAAAAGAUUAGCUCUGCUUUGCUUCAUGUGGGAUACCCAGCACGCAGUCCUCUUUUGCCAAAGCCUAUGCAUGUCGGCCUUUGAGCUCCGGCUUGAACUCCCAUGCAGCCAGAGCAUCUGGGAAGCACGGGAUCCCGCGUCUUGGGCGUCGGCCUGGCGCUCGAGUCUCAGCGAUCAGAGACUGUUCUACUUACCCACCCUCAAGUCUUACUUGACGCCAUCCGCCCCACGACCAGCUGGGCUCACUGGCUUUUCCAGGAUUCUGGUUCUCCAUGGCUUGAUGUCCAUCUCUUGGGACAUGGGACGUCGUGACCAAACGGCUCUCGGAGUCGUCUCUGGAGACAGCUUUGGCACGGGUUGGCGCGAAUUGUUGAGCACCGCCUACGACGCUUGGAAAAGCGACUUUGAUGCCUACUGCGUCAGCUUUUCAGCCCAGUUGCCACGAGGUCCCAAUUCCACAUCGCAAGGGAAUCUGCGGCAACAAGACGACGAAGAAAUGACUCGGCGUGUCGAAUUUGAGUCAUUUGCGUCCGCGUAUAAAGCUCUGUACCAUUCGGCACAGGCCUUGCUCAACAUGGACUUCUUGGACGUUCAGAUAUACGCCGGAGCCCGUCAUAUUCUCGGCAGGCCAGUCCAGCAACGAGACUACCAUAGAUCCGCGCAAGUGGUGAAGAAGUGGGCUGCAUCAGGCUGCGAGACACAGCAGCAGCAGCAGCAGCAGCAGCAGAACCAACCGACCGUCGCGAGACAAGAUCGACGCGCUGCCGAUACCAUUGCCGAUCAAUCCAAGCAGUCUGCGUCCGAGGCGGCCUGGCACGCGGCGAGGAUGCUCCUCGAGACCAAGAAGACGCUGAACAGCACGGAGGCAAUGAACCUCUUCCACGUGCCGUGGUGUCUGUACCUGGCGACGCUCACCUGCUGGGCCUACCACCACGCGCGACCCAGCCGCUCGUACGGGGCUCCCUCGCGGAGGGCGUUUGAUGCGUUUGACGACGAGGACGACUUUGAGGACGACGAGAUGAUUUGGGACCCGCAGGGCGAGAUGGAGGCUCUCGUUGCCAGCAUGUCGGAGCGCGUGGUCCGGGGCGAGGUUGCAUUGCGGAGGGAGCGGAAGAGGACGAAUGGUUUGGUGUGGAUCAUGGCGGACGUCUUGACGACUGUGCGAUGGGGGAUUGUGCAUGCCGGCGUUGUGGUUUUGCGGGGGCUGGUGCCUCAGCGGUUGAUUAACCAGUAUGAAGAGGUCAUCUGA